UUUUUCUGAAACCAGGAUCGGGACGGACAGUGGAGCUGCAUCAGUUUUUCUGAGACGCUGAAACCAGGAUCGGGACGGACAGUGGAGCUGCAGCAGCCUUAAUGUGGCGCUGAAACCAGUUUCCAGAUGGCGUCCCUGUUUGGAUUUUACAUCUCACUUCAUCCCAGAUCUCAGUGAGAUGACGUCUUCAGCCCAUGAAAACUGUGAUCCUGCCGUCCAAAAUGAUGUUGAGAGGAAAACCUCUGACGGCUGCAGCUUUGCUGAUACUUGUGAUGAAUGUCUUCAGAGGACAGACCCUCACAUGUCAGCGAGCAGAGUAUCUGAUAGAGAAUGAAUGCUGUCCAAUGUGUCCUGCUGGAAGUCGAGUUAAAACAGAUUGCACAGAGUUCAGAAGUACUUCCUGUCUGCCCUGCGUAGAGAAAACCUUCAUGAAUCAGCCUACUGGACGUAGACAAUGUUUUCCCUGUACAAACUGUGAUGCAGGUUCUGGUUUAAAGACAAAGACGUCAUGUACAACAACAUCAGGUGCAGUUUGUGAACCACUGGAGGGAUUCUACUGUGUGGACUCUGCAGACGGCGGCUGUGCGGCCGCACAGAAACACACAAGCUGUCGACCAGGACAAUACAUCCGUCAGAAAGGAACAGCGUUAAGAGACACAGAGUGCUCUGACUGCAGUGGGGGGACAUUUUCAGAUGGGACAUUUACAUCCUGUCGGCCACACACACAAUGUGGAUCAAUAAAUCUUCAGCUGGUGAGAGCAGGAACUGCUUCAGCUGAUGCUGAAUGUGGAGAAAAAAGUUCAAACACGACAGGAACUGGGAUCAUUGUUGCUGCUGCUGUUGUUGGGCUUUUUUUAUUAAUUGGAGCGUCUGUAGCUGUAUGGUUCAUAAAGAAGAAAAACAAAAGAAUAACAAAUGCAGAAAAUCCCCAACAGCAACUUCUGAGUGGAGAAGAAACAUCAGGGAUGAUUUGAAACAGAUGUUCACAGCUGCAGGAUGUGACAGUUCAUUAAUAGACAUGCAGACAGUGUUUUGUACACUGUGGAGUGAAUGUGCUCUAGAAUCCAGUCAUAAUCCAGUUGGAUGCUGGCACAUUGUCUUUGCAGUGUACAGAAAUGAAACAGUCCCAGCUGAAGGUCCUGCACUGUGCUACAAGCUGAACCCGUCCUCUACAGAACUGCUGGUCUACAGUCUGGAUCAUUAUCUCACACAGAUGUUACUGUACAGAGACUGAAGUCACACCGCUACAGACUUCCAGCGAAUCGUCUUCCUGUAACUGUACAUGUAGGCUUUCUUCUUCUUCUCUGGUGGUCAGAGAGCUCACAGCUGGAUCUGAACACCUGGCAGGCUGAAACUGGACUUUAACUGUCAUGAACAAGAACAAACAGCUGGAACAGAAGACGGAUACGACGAGUCCUGAACUGCAACAUGAUGGUCACUCUGAUCAAAAGCAGAGAGGCUGGAUAGUGUGCACUGUGCACGUCCAACCCCAGGUGGGUACAGGUGCAGCAGCAAAGCAGCGUAUGGUAGAGAGAGAGGUAGUCCACAUGCUGAACAUCGCAGCUUCCCAAGAGAUUCAUUAGACAGAAGGUUGAUCAGGUGAAAAAAUGCCUUUAUAGUUGAAACAUUCCUCAUUAAACUCCUGGGAGCCUGUGAUAUUCAGCAUGUGGACCUUUUUCUGUCAAAGAGUUGAAAUUGUAUCUCACUGCUGACUCAGCUGAUAAAAACAGAACACUAGGUAUUAUAUGAAUUACAUGUGCUGAUGUUUGUUUAAAUCUAAUGCUCCCUGUAGUUGGUUCAAACAUCAUUAAUCAUUAUUUUGUAAUAUAAAAUAAAGUUUUUGUAAAGAA
This is a messenger RNA of Siniperca chuatsi (mandarin fish), 1850 nucleotides long. RefSeq names its product tumor necrosis factor receptor superfamily member 14-like. Gene Ontology annotation, cellular component: membrane; external side of plasma membrane. Lineage: Eukaryota; Metazoa; Chordata; Actinopteri; Centrarchiformes; Sinipercidae. The transcript has 12 exons. The record is from RefSeq and is a predicted model, not a curated record. The coding region runs from base 195 to 974 and encodes 259 amino acids. Gene Ontology annotation, biological process: positive regulation of T cell migration; positive regulation of cytokine production involved in immune response; positive regulation of peptidyl-tyrosine phosphorylation. Gene Ontology annotation, molecular function: protein binding; transmembrane signaling receptor activity.